AUGAGGAACCCACUCACAAACAGUAUCACAAAAACAGUUGAGGAAAGAUUUGACGUGCUCGCUGCUACAUUUUUCCCUCAAGUCCCCCCACUCACUACCCACACAAGACCACUCAUCACUGACGAAGACCAUAUUGAACUCAUGUCAGCAGCGGAUGUACGCCGCGCUGUACUCGAGUUCAACCCAAACAAGGCCCCAGGCCCGGAUGGAAUCUUCUCUAAAACAAUCCAAGCCCUCUACAAAUCUGACAACCCCCUUUUCCGUGACCGCCUGAAUUCCCUCUUCCAGGCAUGCCAGCACAAAGGCUACCACCCAACAGAAUGGAAAACAAGCCACACAGUGAUCAUCCCGAAACCACACAAAAAAGACAAAGCCUCACUCAAAUCUUACAGACCAAUUGCUCUCUUAAACACCAUGGGAAAAAUGCUUGAAAGGGUCUUCUGCAAUUCCAUCACCGCCUUCAUCGACAGAAGCAGCAUACUAAACGAAUACCAAUUUGGCUGCCGUAAAGGGUACUCUGCCCCAGACGCAUUGCUCAAGCUGAUCAACGACAUCAAAUCCAAGCAAGAAACCAACCCCAAGACCAGAACCUCAGCAAUAAUGGUAGAUAUUAAAGGAGCAUUUGACAAUGUUGACCAUAAGCAUCUGUUAGAGACCCUUGAUAAGAAAAAUUUCCCACAAGGCACCAUCGAAUGGAUAAGCAGCUUCAUCACUAACCGCAGCACUGCUAUCAUCACGGAUGGCAUUGUUGACAAAACCAGACCAACAACCAAAGGAAUACCACAGGGAUCCCCGCUCUCCCCCAUUCUCUUCAACAUUUACACAACAGGACUAUAUCAUAGACUCUCUGAAAUACCGGGUAUCAAAUUCGCAGGAUUUGUAGAUGACGUCACAAUUUAUUGUCACGACUCCCAAGCCAGAGCCACCAACUCACUAGGGCUAGCCCUCAAAGCCUGCGUUGAAUGGGCAACCAAGGCGCACACCGAGAUCGACCUAGGGGACAAACUAAACUUCAUUCACUUUGGCAACAAGACCGCAAACCCGCCAAGACUCCCUGUACCCUGCCAACAAACGCUUCGUGAACCGCAAGACGAGGCCAAAGUACUAGGAGUCAUACUAGACCGCAAGCUCAACUUUAAACCCCACAUAUCACUCAAAAAAGAACAAGCCAUCCAAGCCAUUAAUUUCAUCACCCGUCUGGGAGGUACAACGGAUGGCCUCACGGGAUUCGCUUUCAAGCUCCUCUACAACUCAUGUAUAGUACCCAUUAUCUCCUAUGGGUGGGGUAUGGGGUAA
This is a messenger RNA of Magnusiomyces paraingens, 1296 nucleotides long. RefSeq lists its product as uncharacterized. The transcript has a single exon. The record is from RefSeq and is a predicted model, not a curated record. NCBI's taxonomy places the organism in Eukaryota, Fungi, Ascomycota, Dipodascomycetes, Dipodascales, Dipodascaceae. Bases 1 to 1296 code for a protein of 431 amino acids.